Messenger RNA from Arabidopsis lyrata subsp. lyrata, 795 nucleotides. RefSeq lists its product as uncharacterized. Lineage: Eukaryota; Viridiplantae; Streptophyta; Magnoliopsida; Brassicales; Brassicaceae. The record is from RefSeq and is a predicted model, not a curated record. The transcript has a single exon. Bases 384 to 605 code for a protein of 73 amino acids.
UUCCUCGAUCUCAAAGAUAAUUAAAUGAAAUAAACAAAAUCACACAAUAUACAUUUUUCAAUCGAGAAGAAAUGGAAAAGCAAAGAAAGGAAGUUAACAAGAAGACAGGCAAAAAACCUCAGUAGUAGUUUAUGAAAUUUCCUUUUUGCUAGUUUAUGAGAUUUUUGAAGAAAAGGAAAUAUACCGGUUAUUGAUUGAAAAAAAUAGAAGAAUGAUUUAUCUUUUACGUUAUUUUAUAGGAAGUUUUUAUCAAAAUGGUAAAUUUCCAAGUCUUUCCUGUAGUUCCCGCCUCUAUAUAUAGCAACAACUCUUAAGCAAUUUUUGAUCAUCAACGAACAAUUUACUCUGUUUCUUUGUCAUCGAAAACAAAUAAUAAAAAAAAGAUGGAGAUCCCAAUCUGGGGAUGGUGUAUUAUCGUCGCAGCUAUAAUAAUCUUGGCGGUUUUGUCUAAUUUUCUCGGAAGGCGGUACUUGAAACCUCGUGAGAUAGAAGAAGAUGGUAAAGCGUCGUCUUCUGUGACUUUGGAGAAGAAGGAACCUGUUCCUGUGAAAGAAGACGGUAAGAGCAAGACGAACGAGAAGGCACGCGGUGAUAACCUCGUCUGAAGAAAAUUUUCAAUAUAUUAAUUUGCAGCCCUUGUUUUUAUCAUAUAGUUUUCUUAUUUUAAUCAAAGGUUAGACGCUCGAGAAUCUUUGAAAAUUUAUUUAUUUACGGUGUUGAUGAAAGAUUGAAAGAAUUAAUCUAAUAACGUUCUCUAUAACAUAGUCGAGAAUUCUUUAACGAUCAGUCUCUAGA